Fulmarus glacialis (Northern fulmar) is the source of this 738-nucleotide messenger RNA. Its product is annotated as UDP-glucose:glycoprotein glucosyltransferase 2-like. The record is from RefSeq and is a predicted model, not a curated record. The transcript has 8 exons. Gene Ontology annotation, molecular function: UDP-glucose:glycoprotein glucosyltransferase activity. Gene Ontology annotation, cellular component: endoplasmic reticulum. The annotation marks the transcript as partial. NCBI's taxonomy places the organism in Eukaryota, Metazoa, Chordata, Aves, Procellariiformes, Procellariidae.
AUGUUUCAGCAGAUUGCAGCUGAUGAACCUCCACCAGAAGGCUGCAGUGCAUUUGUGGUUAUCCAUGAGAAGCACACCUGUAAGACUAAUGAAAUAAAAAAGCUGCUGAAGAAGGCUACUAAGAGACCCAGGCCAUAUCUUUUUAAGGGAGAUCAUAAAUUCCCAACUCUCAGAGAGGAUGGCCCAGUGGUUGUUCUUUAUGCAGAAAUGGGUACAAAAGACUUUGUCAAAUUCCACAAGAUUUUAUCUGAAAAGGCGCAAAAGGAGGAAAUUGUUUAUGUUCUCCGGCAUUAUGUUCAGAAACCAAGUUCCAGAAAAAUGUAUUUAUCUGGAUAUGGUGUAGAACUUGCAAUAAAGAGCACAGAAUAUAAAGCAGUAGAUGACACACAGGUUAAAGGAGCAAAUGAGACAAAAGAAGAGGAAGAGGAGGAGGAGGAGGAAAGUGAUGUCCAAGGAUUUCUCUUUGGCAAAUUAAAACAGAUGCAUCCUGAUCUGAAAAAUAAUCUGAGAGAGUUUAAAAAACAUCUAAUUGAAACUACUAACAACAUGGAACCGCUGAAGGUUUGGGAGCUACAGGAUCUUAGUUUUCAAGCAGCUGCUCGAAUUAUGUCUACCCCUGUUUAUGAUGCCUUAAAGGUAAUGAAAGACAUAGCUCAGAACUUCCCAAUAAGAGCCAGAUCACUGACCAGAGUGCCUGUAGACAAGAAAAUGCGAAAUGAAAUAGAAGAAAAUCAGAAG